This is a messenger RNA of Tetrahymena thermophila SB210, 1938 nucleotides long. RefSeq lists its product as hypothetical. NCBI's taxonomy places the organism in Eukaryota, Ciliophora, Oligohymenophorea, Hymenostomatida, Tetrahymenidae. The record is from RefSeq and is a predicted model, not a curated record. The transcript has a single exon.
AUGGGAUAGAGCUAGCUAAAAGAAAUUUAAAUUGACCCAAAACGUCCUUGGUAAUACCUUUUGUAAAAAGAUAUACAGUGGCAUCAAGUAUAACAAAAGGUAGAGUCAGCUGCAUUACUUUCGCCAUAUAUUACUCCUGCAGGUUGGUAUGUUUGCCCAGCAAAUACUUCAUUAUAAAUAUUAGGUGAAAUAAAUGAUGAUAUGGUGUAUAAUUGUGAAGUUGAUCUUACAGCAUAAUCAAUAGAUUCAAUUAUCCCUGAAUUUUUUGAGUUAGUAAAUCAAAGAAAAAAAGGAGAUAAACUCCCAAAAAUAAAAUCAGUGAGUGAUUAAGUUCUAAAUCAAGUGAACUCGUUUUUAAAAAGCAGAGGCUCUACCACUAAUUGGAGUCAAGAGCAAUAUGUUAAAAUUUUAAAUUAUAACCUUUCAUUAGUUUCUUCUACUUUUAGUAAAGAUGCACUUCCUUCUAAUGAUAAAAUAUCUAUUGAGCUAAUUUAUGGACUUAUUGUUUCGCACUACGGAGAAUUAGUUUUAGAAAACUGCCCACAGAUAGCAGUUUUAAUGGUAUGCAUUCCUUUUGUAAAUGGUUUGAAUGAAUUUAGAAAUAAAGAUUUUGUUUACAGCGAACCUAUUAGAAGAAAAAUGCAAAGUUUGUAAGGAGUUAUUCUAAAAAAAAAAAAUUUACCUGUUCCAUAGGAAUUUUACAACAAAAAAUUUGAAAACACUGAAGAAUUAAAUGUAGAAUUAAAGAAAAUAAUGAAUCAGAUAAAAACUGAAUAAGAAGAAAAAAAUAUUUAAGUGUGUAACAAAUCUUAAUUUAAGCGUUUAAGAAAUUUAAUUCACUAACUCGAAACUAAAGUAAGUGUGAAGCAAGAAAAAUAUGUAGUUAGAAAAGAAAUUGUUUCAGAACAUUUUUACUUCACCUCAGAUUAUAGAAUGUAUUCAGACAAAAGCUGGGAAAUUAUUUUUUAUGAAGGUCUGAAGUAAGCUUUAAAUCGUAUCCCUACAGAUAUAGGUGUUUAUAAUAAUGCUACUUUAAGAGAUGCUUCUAAACACCUAGUAACAAGCUUUCUUAAAAAUUAGAACCCUGAAUUAGAGGCACAUAUUCUCAACAAUAAAUAUUAAGCUGCAUUAAAUCUUGAAAGACUAGCUAAAAUAGUUAAAAGUGCUCGUAAACUUGGUUACUUUUUAUCUGAUUGGUAAAAUAAAUUAGCAAGAAAGUGGUCAAAUUUGAGAGCAUAAAUUUUAAAUACCAUAAAAAUUCAAUAAGAAUAAUAAUAAGAAGAGACUGCUAAAUCUAUUAUUGUCCCUCCUCCACUUUAAUAUUGCUUAGCUUUGGAUCUUAAUCCUGAAUCGCAUCCAUUCAGUUUUACUUAUGGCAGAUAACAAGGAUACUGUGUAGAUUAUAAUAGUUCUUUAUAAUGGUAUCUAAAUUCAUGCAAUAGUAACGAAAAAGCAUAUUUUUACAGUUUAUUAUCAAAUCCUAAUGUCCAUGAAAAAUUCUUCUUUUUACUUGAAAUUCCCGAAAACUUAAGAGUGAUUCCUUACCCUUUGAACUAAGAAAAAGAAAAAGAGAUAAUAUAAAAAAUAGAUGAAUGGAUUGUUAAGUAGGUAAAUGACAAAACCUUAUCAUAAGUAGUUAUAAAAAUUAAUAAAUUCAUUGAUGAUAAAAUAAACUAACUCCCUGAAUAUUUAAAGCAAAAGACUAUUGGAGCAUUAUCGAAAAAGACUAAUGUAAUUGGAUUAUUCGAUUGCAUAUUCUAAAUUUAUCCCCCAGAAGAAAUCUACUUGGAUAAAGUCUAAUUACCUUUCCCAAAACACGCAGAUAAUUAAGAAAAAUUUAAAAGUGUUGGAGAACUUAACUCUCUCAAUGAAAAAGCUUCCUUUGAUCAACAGCUGUUAGGAUUUUGGGGUCCACCAAAAUAUGGCGGCAAAAUAUGA